Molecule: messenger RNA, 596 nt
Organism: Daphnia pulicaria
Lineage: Eukaryota; Metazoa; Arthropoda; Branchiopoda; Diplostraca; Daphniidae
Gene: Pfdn1
Product: prefoldin subunit 1-like
Exons: 3
Coding region: 103-495 (130 amino acids)
Biological process (GO): protein folding
Cellular component (GO): cytoplasm; prefoldin complex
Molecular function (GO): protein folding chaperone
Source: RefSeq, a predicted model, not a curated record
UUUAGUCAUGCUCUCCUCCCAUAUUCCAAAAUUGUCUUCUGCUGGUGUCACUUUUAUAGUCCUGCCGGUUGUAAUUCAUUGACCCGUAAUAAUAUUUAAAAAAUGGCAAAACAAGGACAGAUGGAUCUUGAACUCAAAAAGGCAUUUGCUGAACUACAGCAAAAAAUGGUCGAGACGUCUCAAAAGCUCAAAUUAGCUGAUCUACAGAUCGAGACGCUCAAAAGAAGUAUGACACAUGCACAACUAACUGACAAAGAAAUAAGUCAACUUCCAACUGAUACCAAAACAUAUGAAAGUGUGGGUCGUAUGUUUGUGUUAAAAGAAGUAACUGUAGCACGAACGAACCUUGAGAACAAAAUCAAAGGCUGUGAGGAGAAAGUGAAAACACUUGAGGGAACUAAAGCAUACUUGGAGCGCAGCUUGAAGGAAAGUGAGAACAACAUUAGAGAAAUGAUCCAACAAAGAAAAGAUGCUAACACUGGGGAUCAACACUGAAGAUAAAAUAUUUUUUGCCCACUUGGAUACUUGUCUAUGCUUUUUUUGUUCGUUUCCAUCGAUUUGUAUGGGGAAACCAAAAUAAACUGCUUAAAAUACUA